GUAAUUUUUAUAUCUAUUUCCUAUUAUCAGAUUGUCAAAGUAUCUGAAAAGGUUAUUUUAGGAUAGACUUGCGUAAAAGUUGUAAAAUUUAGAGUUCAGAUUAUUUUUAUAGUUGUAAUUACAAAUGCUGAAGCAGUAAAAUUAGUCAACAUAUAAAGAGGAUGGCAUCAACGGGAAGUACACCUUUUCCUAAAUGGCAACUGGCCAUUCUUCUCGGUGCCCCUCUGGCUAUCGGCUUAGGUUACCUUUAUUUGAGAAACAGGUUUGAAGAUCCAGAGAAAAAGAAGGAAGCUGAACUUAAAGCCAAGACAACUAUUUCAUUAGACAAUGAAGAAAACGCGAAAGUUUCUGAAAGUGCUAUUGACCGUGCAAUGAUAUUAAAGGGUGCCGGAAAUCGCGCUUUUCAUGGAGGAGAAUACGAUAAAGCAAUCACCUUAUAUAAUGAAGCGAUCGAGGCUUGUCCUCCUGACCGUUCCGAGGACUUAGCUACAUUCUAUCAGAACCGUUCUGCCUGCUAUGAAAAGAGAGAAAUGUGGGAUCAAGUGAAGGAAGAUUGUACAUUUGCAUUGAAACUUAAUGAAAAGUAUGUAAAAGCCUAUCUGCGCAGAUCCCGUGCUGCAGAAAAAAGUGGUGAUCUGGUUCUAGCAUUAGAGGAUGUAACUUCAGCUUGCAUAUUAGAACGCUUUCAAGUUCAGAGCUCAUUAGUGAAUGCUGAUCGUAUCUUAAAAGCUCUAGGAAGACAACAUGCCAGAGAAGCUCUUUCCAAACGACAACCAGUCAUGCCUUCUAAGCAUUUUAUCAAAACAUACUUCUCAGCCUUUUUAGAGGAUCCUAUUACAAAAAUUCACAUUGAUGAAAAUGAAUCUGGUGGGUUUGCAAAAGCCAAGCGGGCAAUUGACACUCAAGACUAUGAAGCCAUUGUUGAUGCCUGCUCUGAAGAACUAGUUUCAGAAGGUUCAUACAAAUAUGAAGCUCUACUGUUGAGAGCUACAUUUUAUCUACUUCUUGGUAGGCAUGAGGAAGCCCAAGUUGAUUUGGGUAAGGUAAUUGAAAGUGAUGCUUCUACAAAAGUGAAAGUGAAUGCUCUUAUCAAACGUGCCUCUCUUUACACACAAUUGGAGAAUACUGAGAAGUGCCUUGAAGAUUUUGCCAAUGCAGCACAGUUGGAUCCAGGCAAUUCUGACAUAUAUCAUCACAGAGGACAAGUAUAUUUAUUGUUAGAGCGAAUGGAUGAAGCCACUUCUGAAUUUGCAAAGGCAGUAGAACUUAAUUCAGAUUUUUCUAUUGCUUAUAUUCAGAAAUGCUAUGCUGAUUAUAGACAUGCUCAAUUUCAUAAGAACAUUGGGGCUUUAACACAAGUACGAGCUGAUUUUGAACAGGCAUUGGAAAGAUUUCCUAGGUGUGCUGAGGCCUACAUCUUGUAUGCCCAAGUAUUAUCUGAUCAGCAGGAAUGGGGAAGGGCUGAAGCUUUGUUUGAUUCUGCAUUAGCUGUAGAUCCGCACAAUGCUACCCUUUAUGUUCACAAGGGUCUAGUUCAGCUGCAGAAGAAUACUGAUUUUGACAAAGCUGUCAAAUUAAUUAACAAAGCUAUAGAGAUGGAUGAUAAAUGUGACUUUGCAUAUGAAACUUUGGGAACUAUAGAAGUACAAAGAGGAAACUUACGCAGGUCGUUGGAACUGUUUGAGAAAGCAAUUGCUUUGGCUAAAACAGAAUUGGAAAUGACACAUCUAUUCAGUCUCAAAGAUGCUGCUGCUGCACAAUUAAAGGUAUCACAACGUUGGGGUCUCGAUUGGACUGUGAGCUAGGCAGUAAAAAAGGACAACGAGAAUAUUAAUAUUGUCUUAUAAAUUUGUUGUGAAUGUCAAAGUAGGGUGGGUAAUUUAAUUCAUUUGACAUGCUGGUUUUAAUAGAUUGUUUGCUACAUGUGUACAACAAGUUCUUUCUCAGCUCAAAUAACAUUUAAAGCAUAUGCCUUAAAUGAUGAUUUCCUGAAAAUUUAUGAUAAUGUGCAUUGCUUAAAGAUUAUAAUUUGACCCUACUAUGAAUUUCUCAGAUCCAAAAAUACACUGUAUUUAUGUUACCGCCGAUGACUGCCCCAACCUUUGUACAUUUAUUGAUAUAAAUUUAUUUUUGACACUAGAUCCAAUAUUAUCUAAAAACUAUAUAUAUUUGACACUGGUAGGUAAUUUAUAUUUGUUGAAUUAAUAAUUACAUUUUUCAAACAAAAUUCAUUACAAUAUUUGCUAAUAUGAAUGUUAUUGAAUGAUUAUAUUAAGCAAACAUGUACUUCAUAUUGAAGUUUGUUUUUGGAAUCUUGAUGUUUAUUCUAGUUAUGAAAAUAAUAGGAGUGAUGUUGAAACAUAGUAAAUACUACAAUUAAAAUCAUUCCAUUUGAAACAAGUACUGUAAAAUUGUCUCAGUAUAUUAUUGUUUGGUUAAGUUAUCAAACUCGCAAAAUUUAUUUUAUUUGAGAUUCAAUACUUCUGUAAGUAUUUUAGGGACAGCCAUAAAUAUCACCAAAAAGAUACAAAAAAAUAUUGUGCCACAUUAUCAGUUAAAGUUAAACUUCAAAUCUAUCUUGUUACUCUAAAGAUAAAUUAUAUUUAUAAGGUUUCAUUCAGGUUUCUAUGUGUGAUGUGGUUAUUUAGUGCAUUUCAAUUUCUUGUGUAUUUAUAAAAUAGUGUUUAAGCAGUCAGAAUUCGAUAACCUUUCAUUAUUGUUGUCAAACUGUAAGAAGAAAAUCAUUUAUGAGGAUAGAAGAGUUACGGCGGUAUACAUAAUGUACAUCCAAGUUUCAGACAUGGGUAACAAAUAGUAAUAACACUAGUUGAAAAUAUUUUAUUUAAAAAUGUAUGCUGAAAAUUCCAUUUCAAUCUACACGCGCUGGAUGCACUUUCAAUGCAGUAAUUUGACAUGGUUAUAGAAUUAGAAAGCUAAUGUGGUUCUACAAGAGUUAUUACCUCACCGAUAGUAAAUAGUUAUCAAUUUAUGAAAACUUCAAAUAAAUACAUAAAAAUA
Pieris brassicae (large cabbage white) is the source of this 3018-nucleotide messenger RNA. RefSeq names its product mitochondrial import receptor subunit TOM70 (gene Tom70). Gene Ontology annotation, molecular function: protein binding. Lineage: Eukaryota; Metazoa; Arthropoda; Insecta; Lepidoptera; Pieridae. The record is from RefSeq and is a predicted model, not a curated record. The transcript has 2 exons. The coding region runs from base 162 to 1805 and encodes 547 amino acids.